Molecule: messenger RNA, 2290 nt
Organism: Hydractinia symbiolongicarpus
Lineage: Eukaryota; Metazoa; Cnidaria; Hydrozoa; Anthoathecata; Hydractiniidae
Exons: 2
Coding region: 363-1181 (272 amino acids)
Source: RefSeq, a predicted model, not a curated record
CCUUGCAAGAUUAUGCAAAAUAAUGUAUUAGUAAAUAACGCUGUACACGCAUGCGCAGUUGAACGCACAUUUUAAGCAAAAUCGAUAAUCUUUAUCACUACAUAGUUGCUGUCAUCUCGCAUUGAAAUGUGACACAACCAUGUUUAAACAAACAAAAACAUUUCUGUUUAGUCUGAUAGCUUGGAAGAUCAUAAUACUGUUGGAAUAGCCUCGUUGUGAGGUAGCAGAACCAUUGUGCAACUAGUCAGAUCACGAUGUUGCGUAAACACACAACGCUGUGAGUCAGUUAAAUUUUCAUAUAAAUGAAGACGCAAUGGUAAGCAUAUGGUGGUAACGAAAAUAAAAACAUAAUAGCCAGGGUAAUGGAUAUAUCGCGUUUGCUACUUCCGUUUUUAAUGAUUGAAAUUAGUAUUGUAGUCGUGUUUAGUUUUGAUUGUCGAGAAUGUAAAAUCAACGCAUGCGCAGACAAAGAAACGCGAUGUUGUAAGGAGUGUAGUUUACAAGUAAUUUGUCUCAAGGAUGAAAUUUUUGCAAGUUUACCGAAAUGGAGUGGUAUUUUUCCAUUGAAUGACUUAUCCUUAGCCGAUCGUCAUUGUCUUGGUAGAGACAAUGGAACGCAUUACAUAUUCAGCACGUCUAUUAAGGAAUGCAAAACGAAGAGAAUUUUAUUGUCAGGACAUCAAAUCAUGUACAAAAACGAUAUACGCCAUCAAAGUGGCGCACCUUUGUAUGUAUUGUCUUGCUUAUACAAACAAAAACUAAGAAAAAAAGCAGCAAUACGUGUUCGAGCAAACGAGCCUUUACACCAUACUUCAAUAGAUGGACGUAGAAAAAACAAGAAUAUCAUUUAUAUUGAAGAGGACGAUUAUGUAUUUUUUGAAGUCAAAGCUCCACGGUUUACGCGCCUGACGGGAUCACAAAUGGGCGUGCGCAGUUGUUCGUUAGAUAAAUUAUCAGAUAAAUCAGAAAAGAAAAUAGAAAGAAGGGAUAAAGUUAUUAAGAACGGCUGUCCAACCCGCAAAGAAGUUCAAGUUCUUCAACACACAGAAGAAAGUUUUUGGUUCUCGGUUUAUUUGCAAAAUGUGAAUCCAAAUCAAAAUGAGACGAUUGUGUUAAACUGCAAAAUUAUGUUAUGUCCUUACUGGAGAAAGACACAAUGUUUACCCUCGUGUAAUCAUUAAAGCUUGUUUAGAUGUUUUUCACCUUUCAUGAAUCAAAGGCGUGUCAGUGAGAUCGACGUCACGUUAUUUCCUGGACAAAGAAUCAUAUAUAGAAGUACCAGACUGCCCUAUUAGUUAAAAAUUUACAAUGUUUGGUAAAAAUUAAUUUAUGUUUUUUACUUUUUAUAUUUGUUGCAUAUUGCACAGACGUUUUUAUGUUUCCUGUUACCACGCGUUAAGGUGCACGUGGGCAGCGUUUACGUUCUUGGCAAGAAACACAGGAAAGAAGGGACAGGGGUAGCCAACAAAACUUUUUAAAAAAAUCAAGAACAACUUAAGAACAUUUUCACAUUUUCCAAGAACAUAGACCACGCAAUCAAACAAACAGUAAAACCGACAAAUUUAUAAGGGAAAAAAGUAAAUUGUACAAAAGUUCUCACCUAGUCCUCCUUCGAAGCGGCUAAUUUGAGUACCCUCCUCAUGAGAGGCGUAAAAAAUUGCAAGUUGGAACAUUGUAUCUUGUAGAGAGCUGAUAGUUUGAACCAACGCGACAUCAUCAGGCACGUAUUUGAAACGCGAAUCUCUAAUGCCAGCUACGAAGUCUUUUAAGCUUGUAACCAUAGGGUUAACCAACGCAUCGUUGUACAAAACAUCGGUAUAGUCGUUUCUCACAUUGUUAGGGGAAAUUUUACUCCCUAAUGCAAAAUAAUAGGAAAUUUUGUUUAGUACAUUAAUUAAUAAACAAAGGGAAAGAAAAUAGGGAUUUUAAGAGAUGAAAAUAGUGUAUUAUCAUUUACGUUUUCUUCAAACUGUAGUAUUAUUUAAGAGCAGGUUAAAUAGAGAGUUUAAAUUUGAAGUAGAAUACGGAAUAGAACCCUUCAGCCUUUCGUUUUUUGCAAAAUAAUAACAUAUAAGAACAGAAAGUAAAAGAAAUAUUUGCUUAAAAGGAAGAAAUAAAUCUUACCCAAUACUACAAGAAAACAAGUACAAAAUAUAACUACAAAAUUCUUCAUCAUGAUCAAAUGCGCAAUCUUUUAUUUACUUUAUCACUUUACAACCAUUGUAUAUAUACUGAAUUAUUUUGUGUAUUUUUUUUUUAAGAAAAGAGAAAAAUAAAUUUCCCUCUCAAA